AUGCCGAGUCCGACCUUCCUGAGUUCUCCGGUCGCAUCCUUCAGCGUUUCCCACUCUCGGAACACGCUGUUUGCGACGGUGGGCGUGAAGGCUUGGUCAAUUUCACCUCUGACGCGCGUGGCGAUCCACAAGUUGUGUAUGGCGCCCGCGCUCCUUUCGCGCACCCUUGACCCUUUCCUUGGAGUCUUCACUGGAGUGUUCGCUUACUAUCUGCACGAGACAAAUCCCCGUUCUGCCGUUCCUCGGGAUGAUAGACUGGUGGAACUUAUGAAGUGGAAGUGGUCAAAACGGAAGCGGGAGCGGGAGAUGCACUUGGCGAAUGAUGACGAUACUGUCUUGACUGCAGUCAGUGCAAAUCUCGAGAAGGAAUGA
Molecule: messenger RNA, 372 nt
Organism: Sparassis crispa
Lineage: Eukaryota; Fungi; Basidiomycota; Agaricomycetes; Polyporales; Sparassidaceae
Exons: 3
Coding region: 1-372 (123 amino acids)
Biological process (GO): protein secretion
Source: RefSeq, a predicted model, not a curated record